Molecule: messenger RNA, 1110 nt
Organism: Parus major (Great Tit)
Lineage: Eukaryota; Metazoa; Chordata; Aves; Passeriformes; Paridae
Product: C-C chemokine receptor type 1-like
Exons: 4
Coding region: 562-1110 (182 amino acids)
Biological process (GO): G protein-coupled receptor signaling pathway; immune response; inflammatory response
Cellular component (GO): cytoplasm; membrane
Molecular function (GO): chemokine receptor activity
Source: RefSeq, a predicted model, not a curated record
UCUCCAGAACUGUCUACACAGUUGUGCCGGUAGGAUGCUAUCCACACAACACAAAUAACAUGACCUAUCCUGAUACCAGACUUUUUGAAUGGAAUGGAAAGCAAAUGGGUGGAAGCAAAAGAGCCAUCUGGAUAUACCUUGCAGGGACGCUACUAUAAGGACACCAAGGAGUGCAGAAAAGCCAUCUCCUUAAUGCUUCACUGAUGGGAUGAGAUCCUCCAGACCCUACCAAGAGAUGUCAAGCUGUUGGUUGUGAAACUUCAGCUCCUAGGAGGAUCCUCAAGAAUUUCAACAUAUCUGCAUGUCUCAAGAGUUUUAGAAAAGUAACGUCUGAUGACCCAUUUUUAUAAAAAAGAGAACCAGAGAACUGCUCCUUCAUUAUUUUUUUUUUUAAAUGAGAACAGAUUUUUUUGCUAGAAGUUUUCAAACUGAUACAUCCUUCUUCACACAGGAAGAGAUGUUUUUGACCUUCAUCUUGUGACAGACAAGUCAUUUUAGCAUUACUCCUGUGGUAAUAAUACAAGAUAUCACCUGCACCAUAAGAUACACAACCAAUACACCAUGGGAAAUGAAACCACAGACUUCACUGACUGGCCACUGACAACAGAAUUUGACUAUAGUGAUUCAACACCUUGCCCUGCAACUGAGGAAAAGCACUUUGCAGCAAAAUUUUUGCCACCUCUUUAUUCUUUAGUGGUGAUAUUUGGCCUGACAGGCAACAUGCUUGUUGUCCUUAUCCUGGUAAAAUACAAGAGGCUGAAGAGUAUGACUGACAUCUACCUGCUCAACUUGGCAGUUUCUGAUCUGCUGUUUGUAUUUUCGCUCCCUUUUUGGGCUUAUUACGCAGUUCACGACUGGAUUUUUGGGGAGGCGCUGUGUCGAAUUCUGUCAGGUGUCUACCUCCUUGGCUUUUACAGUGGCAUCUUUUUCAUAAUCCUGCUGACCCUGGACAGGUACCUGGCCAUAGUGCAUGCGGUGUUUGCUUUGAAAGCCAGGACAGUCACCUACGGCAUCCUCGCCAGCGUUGUCACUUGGGCUGUUGCUACUCUUAUUUCUGUCCCUGGGGUAGUAUUUCACAAAACUCAGAAGGAAAGUUCANAACAGGCAUGA